AUGGACAGAUAUGAAGAGGAAAGCAAAAGGUUGAAUACCAAAAUACACUUCUAUAAACUUGAUGAGUCGGACAUCAGACAAGAUUGGACGAUGUAAGAACCAAUUUUUGUUUGACAUUAAAUCGAAAAGUUGACGAUAAUCAAGAUGUCACGCGUUUGAUAAAUGUCUGCGUUGCGUUAAAUGCCGGUGACAGCGAACAUCAUUACAUCCUGGAGGAAAACUGCCAGAUAAAGCAGACAAUUACUAAAAUCACGCGAGAAAACUUCAGACUGAUGUAAUACACUUUUAAAUACAGUUGGAAAAUUAAAUGAACAAAUAACCGUUAGAGAUGCUAAAAUAUCAGAUUCGACGAACGAUAUUGAUUUGGCUAAACGAAAAAAAAAAAAAAAAAACGAUAAAAAGUAGUUGUAUGCCAAUAAACAAGUAUUUCAGGAGAAAUUGUUCAUUGAAACGCAGAAUACGAAAAACGAAUUGCACGAGGAUAAAUGCAUAAUUACCGGACGAAUCGGCCAAAACCACGUCAUAAACAAUUUUUGAUUUUGAGUGGAGCGAAGAAGCUUAUGGUUUUAUAAAGGUGUAUUUUUUUUUUAUCCGCGGACAACUUUUCUACCAUAAAUAUUGCUCCGAUUUUUAAUUGUAGCACCUUUUAUAAAAGGAAAUCGGACUGGGGAGGUACUUUGAGCAGGUCAUUUUUCGAUUUUCUCAGUUUUCUCAUCAAGUGUAAAAAGCCGGGAAAACCAGGAUAAACGUAGGAAUAACGGGGAAAUCGGCACAAUAUUAAACAGAUAUUAUUAAAGAAAAUAUAUAAUGUCUAUUCAUUAUUUUACCAUAAUAUGACAUACAUGUUGUUCACAAGGCACCACUAUCAACUGAACUCCUUCUCAGAAUUGUUUUUUCGUCAGCAAUGGUUUAUCGUUGCUUACGGAAACACAUUAAAUUACCUAUAACAGUGGCUGCACCUGACCCCGUUAUCCUAGGACAGCUUUUUUUUUUUUUUAAAUUAAAAUGCAUAAAUAACGAUUCGCGUAAAGAAAAUUAAAAAUGCCAAAAGUCAACGGGAAAAUACACACGACAAUUGGCGAACAGAGCAAAUCAAUUUAUCGAUGACGUUAAAGUAACGGAAACGCUCAAAUCGAAUGCCAUUGAACUGUGGGGACAAAUCGAAAUGUCGUUGAAGAAUUAGUACGAAUGAGCUACUGCUCAAAUACAAAAUCUAACCCGUAUGACUAUAUCGUUAAUAUUCACUGGUAAAUCUAAUUAAUGUAUAGGGAUUUUUAGUUGUUCGUGUAUUUCAGACAAAACGAGUUUCCUGGACGAUCAAGUUUAACGGUUACAGAAAAAAUCCUUUUUAUAGUCGAACGAAUCGCCAACGCAAACAACUUAACAAAAUCGGUCAACACGAAAAACUUGGGCGAGAAAUGCGAAGAAUGUAAUAAGUCAAUUAAACUUUUAUAAAAUUUUAAUCUCACUUUUGUAAAUAAAAUAAAUCAGUUUCCAAGUUUCGGCACUACCUACCAAUUUAUAAUAUUAUACAUUGUACUUCCUACCUAAUAUGAAACAUUAAAUACCAGUGACUGACUUUGUAAUUAUUCACGGUUGUAGUGCAAAGGCGUUCAAGCCGGCCAUUAAAUUCGAUAACAAAGGAAUUUCCAUUUGUUAAUAGUUUGUGUUAUUUUAUGGUGUACACAGGAACUCGAAUUCAAAACCGCAAAAUAAGACGGACAGCAAAAUUCGACAUCACUUCCGUCAAGCAUUAUUCACGAACAAGUUCGGGUAAAUAUGUGCAUAAUGAAGUUAUUGUAACGAUUAUCAAACAAAAUAAUCGUGUAUUCAUUAUAGACUUGUACAGCUUUUCGAGAGUUCGAACAAUUUUGUGAAACAACUUACGUUGGAAAACAAGAACAUGAAAACAUUAUUAAAAUACACAAUACAUUUGAGCUCCAAAUUGGUUGAUCGGUCAAUCUCCGCUGGAAAAGACACGUAA
Molecule: messenger RNA, 1984 nt
Organism: Cinara cedri
Lineage: Eukaryota; Metazoa; Arthropoda; Insecta; Hemiptera; Aphididae
Source: the annotation of a GenBank genome assembly